AUGGACUCCCUACCGAGCUGGGUGUUGAAGGUGUCAGUUGCCUCGCUUGGGGCCGUGGCUGUGCUCGCACUGCUGAGGCGGCAGCAGCUGCAGGCCAAGAUCAAGGAGACAGAGGCAGGACUAUCGCAAACUGCCACACCCUCUCCGCCAGCCCCUGCGUCAGCUCCUGCAAAGCCAAAGGAAGAGGUGGCGCUUCAGGCUGCGAAGGCUUCGGGGCUGGAAGGUAUCGCUGCUCAGAAGGCUGCCGCCAUGGCCGUGAACGGCCAGCAACCGGGCGCCCCUGACCUCAGCAUUCCGCUGGAGAAGGACAUUGAAAGACGCCUUAGGGAAAAGUAUGCUCCAUCGUACCUGGACGUUGAAGAUCAAGGCGGCAAUUGCGGCGCUCUGAAGGUGGCCAUAGUUAUGGUCAGCGAGGCAUUCCAGGGAAAGACCCGCGUGAAUCGACAGCGCGAGGUGCAGGCACUCCUUCGAGAGGACCUGGAUUCGGGCCGGGUUCAUGCGCUGUCGCUGAUGCUGAAAACACCCGAGGAGCACAAAAAGCUCAUGGAGAAGCAGGGCACAGCCUGA
This is a messenger RNA of Symbiodinium pilosum, 567 nucleotides long. Lineage: Eukaryota; Dinophyceae; Suessiales; Symbiodiniaceae. The record is from the annotation of a GenBank genome assembly.